Messenger RNA from Symbiodinium sp. CCMP2456, 852 nucleotides. The record is from the annotation of a GenBank genome assembly. Lineage: Eukaryota; Dinophyceae; Suessiales; Symbiodiniaceae.
AUGAAGGUUUACUCGAGGCACAUGGGUGCAUGUUUCCAUUCGCUAUAUGGACAAACAUGGACAAACCUGAGCACAUGUAGUCGGAUGCAGCAGAGCAGAGCCCACCCGCGCACACCCGCAAAAGAGGCUACAUCCCAGCUGCAUCAGAAUCGAAAAAACCUGCGUGAACCAACUCAUCUUCCAUCUGGCCAGCUUUGGCUCGAAAUGGCGAACUACUCGGGGGAUGGCCUCCUGUACUAUGAAGGUGCGGCAGAGGAAGACCCAGUUCUUACCUUCGCCUUCCACACCCCGAGCCACAAGCUGGUGCUCGAUGUAGCCGAGGAGCGAAACCGCACCCGAGCCGGCUCCGACAAAGUUGCGGGCUUCCGGCAGCGCUAUGAGAAGGAGGUUGCAGCAGCCAAGAGCAAGUACGCGGGCAUAGAGCCAGAAUUUAGCGACGAUGACAUGAAUGCAACUAUCACGGAAGAAGAUCGCAAGCGUGGCUGGGAAUACCCGUUGACCAAGACGCAGCAGAAGAGAGAAUUUGGGUGUGUCCCCGCUGAUCAGCAGCGCUUCCUUUGGCGAUUGCAGGAUGGCCACCUGGAUGUGGUGGAGGAUUAUCUACACAAUCCCAAGAUGCGCAAAGCCGUAGACAUCAACCGGUACGAUGAGAUGGGCUUGACGCCCUUGCAUCAUGCAGCACGCCUCGGCCAUGCAGACAUCGUCCGGGCUCUCAUCGAGGGCAAGGCUGACCCACUGCUGCGAGACCGCAGCCAGGGCCUCACUGCCCUGGACUUCGCCCAGCGCGGUCGAGACUGGGACGCGGGGCCCAACGAAGAGGCAAUCAAGGCGAUCCAGCUCUUCGAGCCCUGA